ACACUCUCUGCUAGCGGCGCACGCACUUACACACUCAUUUAAACUCACAGCUCCGCUUCAUUCACAGGCCCGGACAGUGUUGAUCAUGAAGCCGUUUUUAACGAGUUUUAUUUAUUUGGCGCUAUUAUGUAGUAGGUUAUCGUGUGAUAAUGACACAGAAGAGGACGAGCACGCCAAACACACAUAUACGGUGGAGAUGUUCAAUGAUGCUAUCACUACCGCUCCACACUUCGUCAUGUUCUUCGCGCCCUGGUGUGGUCACUGUCAGAGGCUGCAAGGGACCUGGAAUGAGUUGGCAGACAAAUAUAACAGUAUGGAGGCUCCUCCUGCGUAUGUUGUGAAAGUCGACUGCACAAAAGACACUAAGUUUUGCUCCAGUGAACAUGGGAUCCGUGGAUACCCAACUCUGAAGUUGUUUAAACCUGAGCAGGAGGCUGUGAAGUAUCAGGGCCCACGAGACCUGCAGGCCCUGGAGAACUGGAUGCUAAAAACCUUGCAGGAUGAACCUGAAGAGCCCCAGAGUGAACCAGAGCCACCCAAAGUCCCCGAACCCAAACAGGGCCUGUAUGAACUCACAGCUACAAACUUCAAAUCACACAUCGCUAAAGGUUCUCACUUUGUAAAGUUUUUUGCACCGUGGUGUGGGCACUGCAAAGCCAUGGCUCCAACAUGGGAACAGCUUGCCAGCAGCUUUGAGCACUCAGACAGUAUCAAGAUUAGCAAGGUUGAUUGUACACAGCACUAUGAAGUGUGUUCAGAUAAUCAGGUUCGGGGUUAUCCCACGCUACUUUUCUUCACUGAUGGAGAGAAGAUCGAUCAGUACAGAGGAAAGCGUGAUCUGGACUCAUUUAAAGAGUUUGUGGAUAACCAUGUGAAAGCUGCUGAAUCUAAAGAUGAGCUUGAGAAGGAAGAGGAGCACACUCACGAAAUCCCACCGAGCGCUGAACCUGAGAAACAAGAGUCGAAUGUUCUGGUCUUGACUGAGAACAACUUUGAUGAGACUGUUGCCAAAGGACUCUCCUUCAUCAAGUUCUAUGCCCCAUGGUGUGGUCACUGCAAGAACCUGGCACCUACCUGGGAUGAUCUAUCACAAAAGGAGUUCCCCGGGCUGACUGAUGUGAAGAUUGCUAAAGUGGACUGCACGGUGGAGAGAACGCUCUGCAACAGAUUCUCUGUGCAUGGUUACCCAACACUAAUAAUGUUUCGGGCGGGACAACAAGGGGAGGAGCAUAAUGGAGGCCGGGACUUGGAGAGCUUGCACAGUUUCAUCAUGAAGCAAGCAAGAGAUGAGCUGUAACCCUUCCCUUAUUUUCCAUCACCUUCCUCUACAAGACAACACUAUCUACAUUUACAAUACUGUCAGGCACACCUCAUUUCUGUCCCAAACCUGCUGAAGUGAGGACAAUCUCUUCCACAUGAUGCAAUGUGAAUGUACAUUUCUUCUUGACCAGUUGAGAUUAUUACCUUGAUUUUGCCCUUUCUUCUUUAAAAGUAACACUUCGUUAUUUACGAUGCGUCUUUUGCAAUAGUUAAUAUUCAUAGAGUUGUACAAUACUGGAAUUCGGUACCAAUCGAUACUUAAAUUUUUUAAAUGAUCCAUUUCCCGCUAACAAUCACCGCUGUUUACUGACUAUAUACACAGAUACAGGGAGACUGGAGCAUUUUAAAGUCACGUCAAUCAGCUGGUUUGUCUAUAAGCUGACAUACGAACGAUCCGCUGAUGAAUCGUGGGUUUAAAAUGCUCCAGUGUCCCAAUAUCUGUGGUUACAUUCAGUAAAUAGUGGCACGUUCGGUGAACCGAUGACCUUCGUGGCUAUUCACAGUGAUUUCUGUUGAGCACGUGAACACAAUUACAAAUCAGCGCUGUUUAAGAACGCGAUAGGCAGCGCUAAAAUGUUAGCGGCAAAUGGAUGUUUUUAAAACUUCAGUAUUGAUUGGUACCGAAUUCCAGUAUUGUGACAACCUUAUAGCAAACUAAGUUGAAUUUCCUCAUCUGUAAUUCAGACUAAGAAGAUAUGACCUCAGGGAAACAAUGUACCAUCUUAAGAAAACUAUGGCGUACCUGUUGUCUAUUCUGUUUUUUUUCAGUUCGGUGUAUGAUACACACUUGGAAACAGCACUUUGACCACCUACCUGGUCUUUCUGUUGUGAAAUUUUGUUAAAAAUAACCAGACUAAAGAUGUUUUUAGGCAGUCUGAGAGAUCUGCUUUAACUAGACAUGACCAAGCUGGCGAUUAGCUGGUUUAGAUGGUUAGCCAUAAUUAUAAAAUCACAAGAGUCUAACCGGCUUAAUGGCCAGCAAACCACUUUAAGGUCAUCUAAGCUGGUUUUCUACAGAAAGGAGGGUUGGUUAACUACUUUGAAUGGUUAAUCUGUCUUCUAAACAUUCUUAAUGCUUAUAGGAAUAUCAGUGGGUUGUGACAUUUUUAGGUCUGUACCCUGUAUUAGCUUUGUAUAAUGCAUUUUUCUUAAUUUUACAACGAUAAAACAGUGAACCGAUGGAGAAAUUGAUGAUUUUUUGCUGUAUAGUAGCAGUUUAUGUUGAAAAUGGUACAGUAAAUUUAGUUUAUUUUGGGAUUUUCUUUAUUUUGCAGGUUUUUUCUUUCAUUCGAAUAGACUUCGUCUCAGUCUUUUUCGAAAUUUUGUCUGUGAUGCCGUUUUGGUCAGCCACUUUUAAUAUUGUUAGUAUUUACGGUUUAAAGCUCUUGAAUUUCAGACACUAGCAUAGCUGUGUAUCAUUGAUUCAAAGGUCUGAUGCACUCCAGUGGUUUCAUUGAUUUAAAGAAAUGCAAUUUACAUCUUUCCUUUCAAAUGUUCCCACACUGAGAUGUUUAUUUUUCUCUUUUACUGGAUCUGAAAGAGAAGGAAGGGAAAAGCAAUCAGAAACCGCAUAUAUUCAGUGAAGUCUUUAUGGGAGGCACGUGGUCAAGGCCGACCUCAAUGAAAAACGCAGUAUUUUUGUCCUGUGAGAGAGGGGUACACACACUGCCGAGGGGGGUUUGUACAAAAAAAAGGCACUUUGUGACAAAUUUCAUAAUAAAAUGUCUUUUUUCAAAAAUA
This is a messenger RNA of Danio aesculapii, 3060 nucleotides long. RefSeq names its product thioredoxin domain containing 5 (gene txndc5). The transcript is spliced from 10 exons. The record is from RefSeq and is a predicted model, not a curated record. Gene Ontology annotation, biological process: protein folding. Gene Ontology annotation, molecular function: protein disulfide isomerase activity. Bases 86 to 1297 code for a protein of 403 amino acids. Gene Ontology annotation, cellular component: endoplasmic reticulum. Lineage: Eukaryota; Metazoa; Chordata; Actinopteri; Cypriniformes; Danionidae.